Messenger RNA from Penicillium griseofulvum, 963 nucleotides. RefSeq lists its product as uncharacterized. The record is from RefSeq and is a predicted model, not a curated record. NCBI's taxonomy places the organism in Eukaryota, Fungi, Ascomycota, Eurotiomycetes, Eurotiales, Aspergillaceae. The transcript has a single exon. Bases 1 to 963 code for a protein of 320 amino acids.
AUGCCGGAUGAGCCGCGUCGCAUUAUCUUGGAGAAAUCCAAGACCGUUAAACGCCGGUACCAGCGCAGCAACCAACGAUUCCAGUUCACCGCAUCCCAGAUCGCGCGGCUAGAUCGCGAAGAGGAACGAGAAAAAAGAGCAAAGAAGCUACGCGAGAAGGAAAAAAAGCGCAUUGCCAACAAGAAACGGAAAGCUGAGCAGGAGGCGCAAGCUCGUGAGGAGCGGAAGCGUCGCGGCAUCCCGGAUCCCCAUGCAGCCCGCGUCCCGUCGAGUCAGCCGCUGCUGUCGAUGUUUUUAGGGGCUGGGAAGCGAGAGUCACCUGCUAUACCCGAGCCUGCGCCUGCCAUUACGGAGGUUGAAUCACAUGAUAACGAUUUGGAAAGCGUGAGCGGAGAUACGGAGGCUGCAUCGGAUGCUUUUGAUGACUUGGAUGAGGUAUUGGAAAAAGAAAUAUCUGGGCAAGACGCUGCGGCCCCAAAAGAGCUUGAAGGCCAGGAUAUCAGUACCGCAACCCGACCUUCAUUCAAUGAUGAGGAUGAAUUCUCGGACUGCUCAGUUUUCAACGACGAAGACAUUAUAAAAAAGGCUGAGAUGGCUACCACGCGAACGACUGACGAAGAAACGAAGAACACCUCUAUACCCAAGGAAUCAUCCACCCUACGACCUCCCCCGGCUGUGCUUACGCUAGAAUCAUCUUUCGGAGAUUCUUUCCAGUUCGACCCUGCCGAUUUCCUCGAAGCUGAAGCGGCUAUGAUCACAAAAACCAGUAGUGGAACGAGAGACCAUUCUCCACCCAAGGAUACCUCCCUUUUACAGCCUGAAUUGUCUGAUCGACCAUGCAGUAGACCCACAUUGGUGUCUUCUUUAGGAGAUUCCUUUCGUGACGAGACUGCGGAUUGGAUUGAAGAAGCAUUUGCACACGGAAACGGCGAUCCUUUUGAACAAAUUAAUAAAAACCCUUAA